CGGAGUUUCUCACCGGGACCGAGUCACCGGGACCGAGUCACCGGGACCGACUCACCGGGAGUUUACCGGAGCAGACCGGCGGGUUCGAGGAGUUUGAGCGGGAACCAAACUGACUCGGGACCGGGAGGAGACGGGAUUCCGCUCCGGUGUCUGCGGCAGGAUGACCAGUACCCCCUAAACGUCCCCUCCUCAGCAUGACAUCAUCAGGCCCCUCCCCUUCCUCCUCCCUCCCCCUCCCGCACGGUCCCCAUCUUCCUCCUCUCGCCUUGUUCUGGAUUGGCCGGACGCCCUGUCGGUCCCCCCUGUGGCCCCGCCUCCUGCUGUCUCUCUGGCUCUGGAUUGGCGGAGCCCUGGUCCAGGUGAGCGCCUCCCACCAGAACUUCCACCCCCACUCCAUAAAGCUGGGCGGUGACAUCACGCUGGGGGGGCUGUUCCCCAUCCACUCCCGCGGCCCCCACGGCCUCCCCUGCGGCGAGCUGAAGAAGGAGAAGGGCGUCCACCGCAUGGAGGCCAUGCUGUACGCCCUGGACCAGAUCAACAGCGACCCGGAUCUGUUGCCCAACAUCACGCUGGGCGCCCGCAUCCUGGACACCUGCUCCCGGGACACGUACGCCCUGGAGCAGUCGCUCACCUUCGUCCAGGCGCUGAUCCAGAAGGACACGUCCGACAUCCGCUGCGCCAACGGGGAGCCGCCCAUCAUCCGCAAACCGGAGCGGGUGGUCGGCGUGAUCGGGGCGUCGGCCAGCUCCGUGUCCAUCAUGGUGGCCAACAUCCUCCGACUGUUUGAGAUCCCUCAGGUGAGCUACGCCUCGACGGCUCCAGAGCUCAGCGAUAACAACCGGUACGACUUCUUCUCCCGGGUGGUCCCUCCGGACUCGUACCAGGCCCAGGCCAUGCUGGACAUCGUCAGAGCGCUGGGCUGGAACUACGUCUCCACGCUCGCCUCUGAGGGGAACUACGGAGAGAGCGGGGUCGAGGCCUUCAUGCAGAUCUCCAGGGAGGCCGGGGGGGUGUGUAUUGCCCAAUCAGUGAAGAUCCCCCGCGAGCCAACAGCCGGAGAGUUUGACAAAAUCAUCAAACGUCUCAUGGAGACGAGCAACGCCAGAGGAGUCAUCAUCUUCGCCAACGAGGACGACAUCAAGCGUGUCCUCGAGGCGGCGAAGCGUGCUAACCUGACGGGUCACUUCCUGUUCGUCGGGUCGGACAGCUGGGGGGCCAAGAGCUCCGCCAUCACACAGCUGGAGGACGUCGCCGAGGGAGCCGUAACCAUCCUGCCCAAACGGGUUUCAAUAGAGGGCUUCGAUCAGUACUUCAUGUCUCGUUCUCUGGAGAACAAUCGUAGGAACAUCUGGUUUAACGAGUUCUGGGAGGACGACUUCAGGUGUAAACUGACCCGUCCUGGAAUCAAAAUGGACCCUGACAAGAAGAAAUGUACAGGCGAGGAGAGGAUUGGCCGGGACUCGUCCUACGAGCAGGAGGGGAAGGUUCAGUUUGUGAUUGACGCGGUUUACGCCGUUGCUUACGCUCUACACAACAUGCACCUGGACCUGUGUCCCGGCAGCUCGGGGGUCUGCAGCAACAUGGACCCGGUAGAGGGGCGCCUGCUGCUGGACUACAUCAGAGCCGUCAAAUUCAACGGUAAGCUUUUUUGUCGCCUCUUCGUAGCCUUUAAAGUUUUGCUAAAGCAUUGCUACACAUUUUCUGACUAUGAAUCAGAGCAGAGAGAUCCCUUUUUUGUCCCCUUUUUGUCCACAUGCUACAUGGGACUACUGAAAGCUGGACAUGGUGGCUCCAUCUCAGAGAAGGAAGAAGAGGAGGAGAAUCACUGCUCCUCCAUGGAGAAAGGAAACCGGGACCGGGAACCGCGACCGGGAACCGCGACCGGGAACCGGGAAGCGGAUACAGAAGCAGGCCGCCGUGUGACCUGUGCCUCUCACCUGGACGGAGAUGAGGAUGAAGGUGAUGAUGAGCUGCGACGUGGGGCUGAUGAACUUGGGCGGCGUCACCGACCUCUUGCCCUGCUCGAAGAUGCGGUAGAUGCGGUUGGUCUUGGUCAACAUGGCGGAGUAGGUGAUGGCCAUGCCGAGGCCGAGCAGCAGGCGGCGGAACGCGCACGCCACCGCACCGGGCUCCGCGAUCAUCAGGAAGGUGAUCAGGUCCUCGGUGUGUUUGUGUGGUUCGCCGUCGUCCCUCCUCACACCAUCAUCGACUACGAGGAGCUCCGCCCCCCGAACCCCGACCUGGCUCGAGGCAUCCUGAAAUGUGACAUGUCUGACCUGUCAAUCAUCUGCUGCCUCAGCUACAGUAUCGUCCUCAUGGUAACGUGUACGGUGUACGCGGUGAAGAGCCGUGGCGUUCCAGAGACGUUCAACGAAGCGAAGCCGAUCGGCUUCACCAUGUACACCACCUGCAUCAUCUGGCUCGCCUUCGUGCCGAUCUUCUUCGGCACCGCCCAGUCCACGGAGAAGGUCAGCGUUCGUUCUAUGUUCUUACCGAGCGCUGAAAUAAAGAAACCAGACGUCGGGGGUGCACAUCCGAAACUGUACGUCAUGUUGCCUGUUCUGAUGGAUGUUGCGUUGCGUAUUCUGAUGGAUGUUGUGUUGCCUGUUCUGAUGGAUGUUGCGUUGCCUGUUCUGAUGGAUGUUGUGUUGCCUGUUCUGAUGGAUGCUGUGUUGCCUGUUCUGAUGGAUGUUGCGUUGCCUGUUGUGUUGCAGUCUGUUGCCAAAGCUGCCAGAGUGUCUCAAAAAUCGAAUGACAAACAGAACGGAGAGUCGAGGAUUGAACCUGACAGAUCGCAGUAAUACUGCAGUAACGCUACAAAU
Messenger RNA from Etheostoma cragini (Arkansas darter), 2822 nucleotides. RefSeq names its product metabotropic glutamate receptor 6-like. Lineage: Eukaryota; Metazoa; Chordata; Actinopteri; Perciformes; Percidae. The record is from RefSeq and is a predicted model, not a curated record. Gene Ontology annotation, molecular function: adenylate cyclase inhibiting G protein-coupled glutamate receptor activity. Bases 195 to 2801 code for a protein of 868 amino acids. Gene Ontology annotation, cellular component: membrane. Gene Ontology annotation, biological process: G protein-coupled glutamate receptor signaling pathway; regulation of synaptic transmission, glutamatergic. The transcript is spliced from 12 exons.